AUGGAAUUAUCUUUCUACGCCAAAUCCGAUGUGUGUAUUAAUGAAAAACUUCCUAAGGAAUUGAUAUUGAGAAUUUUUUCACACCUUGAUAUCACAACCCUUUGUAAAUGCUCACAAGUUUGUAAAUUUUGGUGUCAAUGUGCUUUUGAUGGAAGUAAUUGGAAGAAUAUAAAUUUGUUCGACUUUCAAAGGGAUGUACAGCCUCGCGUCAUUGAGAUGAUUGCUCAGCGAAGUGGAGGGUUUCUUAGAGAAUUACGUCUUAAGGGCUGUCGCAACGUAAAUGAUGAUGCCAUUAAGCAUUUCACGGAGCUUUGUCGACUUAUCGAGCUCCUUGAUCUUUCUGGCUGCCAAAAUCUUACAAAUGAAGCAUGUAGGUACUUAGGACAAAAUUGUCCCGAACUCACAACGUUAUCACUGGAGUCUUGCACACGGAUAGAUAAUCUUGGACUUCAUCGGCUCAGCCAAAUCUCUGGUAGAUCUCUCAAACUGGCCAAACUCGGUACCUUAACUCAGCGUCAUAUAUUUGCCAAUAGAUUAUACUACAGUAUAUUUCUCGUGUGCAACAAAUUCUGUUUAUUUUCUUAA
Molecule: messenger RNA, 585 nt
Organism: Protopolystoma xenopodis
Lineage: Eukaryota; Metazoa; Platyhelminthes; Monogenea; Polystomatidea; Polystomatidae
Source: the annotation of a GenBank genome assembly